Molecule: messenger RNA, 1791 nt
Organism: Pestalotiopsis fici W106-1
Lineage: Eukaryota; Fungi; Ascomycota; Sordariomycetes; Amphisphaeriales; Sporocadaceae
Exons: 1
Coding region: 1-1791 (596 amino acids)
Molecular function (GO): hydrolase activity, hydrolyzing O-glycosyl compounds
Source: RefSeq, a predicted model, not a curated record
AUGCCAGCACAUCCUCGGCUGUCCAAGACGGACCAACUCCACACUUGGUGGCAUGAGACUGGAGUUGUGAACACCACCUCCCGUGUGAGGGAAGACCAAGUGCGCAUGUCGCGCAGAUACCGUGUCCAAGUGCGCCCUUUCCAGCAGGACAAGGCCGAGUUCUUUGACUCUUUCGUCUACGAAGCGAUCCCACGGAGCGGAAAUGGCAAGAUUGCUACACCCCUGGACCAUCCAGACCCCAAACCCUUCAUACACAAGGAUGGCGAUGGCAUUACCGCAUUUGAGGAAGAAGCCUUCAUCAACAUGGCCUGGUCUCAGUUCUUGUACAAAUGUAAAGUCCAAGUCCGAAUCAGCUCUAGCGACGCAUGCAUCAGACUUGGCACCGAUGUGACCAUUCGACCUGGCAUACACAAUCUCCAGACAGAGACGGAGAAGGAUACUGGCGCACUCCUGAUUACAAUUCCCUGGCAGGAAGGGGGCUUUCGCUUCUCUGUUGAGUUCAAGGACGACCUCAUCCAAUAUCGCUCCAACGGUAAAACAUAUGUCUAUGAGGAGAAAGACAAAGAUCAUUCCUUGGUCGGGGAGGAGCCCAAAAACGCGCUCCUUAUUUUCGCGAGUCCGUUUCUUCCGGAAGCAAUGACGCCGCGCAUGACGGAGGCAAAUACUACUAGAAUGACGCCGGGUCCUAUCCGGCCAGGCGAUUGGGGCUCCAGGGAGAUUCUGCACUUCCCUCCGGGUGUGUAUUGGCUGGACUCGGCUCAAGAAGGUGAAAGCCCACGACUAGGUCAGAUGCACAUCAGACUCGCGCCCGAAACAAACUGGGUCCAUCUCGACGCUGGCGCCUACGUCAAGGGCGCCAUCGAGUACUUUACUCAGGCCGAUGACUUCUAUGCCACUGGGCAUGGUGUCUUGUCCGGUGAGCAUUACGUGUAUCAGGCGAAUCCCUUCAAAAGUUACCACUCCCAUAAAGACGAUGAGUAUAGUCUCCGCAUGUGGUGGCACCUUCACCUAGUCGAUAACCAGACCUGGCACUGUGCAGGCCCAACCAUUACUGCUCCGCCCUUCAACACGAUGGACUUCAAGCCAGAGAACAGGUGUGGCUCAGAAAUCCGCGACUACAAGCAGGUAGGCGCCUACUUUUUCCAGACCGACGGUCCUCAGCUCUACAGCAGAAGCAAAGUCGAAGAUGUAUUUUAUCAUGCAAACGACGAUGCGAUCAAGACAUAUCACAGCAAUGCCACCGUCUCCCGGGCAACCAUCUGGAAAGGACCGAAUGACCCCGUCAUCCAGAUGGGAUGGGAUGGGAGGAAUGUCCAGAAUGUCAAGAUUGAAGAUCUCUGGAUUAUCCACACCCGAUACAUCAAGCAGGAUAAGGCGGUGCCGGCGGCCAUUGUUGGCGCAUCGGAAUUUUACAGCGAUCAAAAGACCUUGCCUGAGCUCGACAAGAAUAUUCACUUGACGGUGAAAAAUGUGCGUUGCGAGGGCCCCGCACCGGCACUCCUCGGCAUCACGCCUUUGCAAAAUUACGACCUCCUCGCCAUCGAAAACGUCACCUUUACGGAUCCGUUGCAGGAUUGCGCGGGUACCAGUUUUGUCAAGCCUGUGGUAUCGUCUCACAGGGAUAUCAAGAUGAACAUUCAAAUCAAGGACUGGACCAUUCAGGGCAAGCCCGUCACCAUGGAAAAUUUUCGAGUCGCCUCGGACAAGGAGUCUGGAGACGAGAAACAGAUUGGGCGGUUGGAUAUUGAUGUUCAGCACUGGAAGAAGUGGAAUAUCGGGAAGAGUGGGUAA